Messenger RNA from Naegleria gruberi, 4020 nucleotides. RefSeq names its product serine/threonine kinase. Gene Ontology annotation, molecular function: ATP binding; protein binding; protein kinase activity. Bases 1 to 4020 code for a protein of 1339 amino acids. The transcript is spliced from 3 exons. The record is from RefSeq and is a predicted model, not a curated record. Lineage: Eukaryota; Heterolobosea; Eutetramitea; Acrasida; Naegleriidae. Gene Ontology annotation, biological process: protein phosphorylation.
AUGGGAAAAAACUUUCGUAACAAAACAUUGCCAUCGGCCAAUACCAGUCAUUCGAUGGCCUCGCCAUUGCAAAUCCCCUUUUCAGCUCGUACUUCAAAUCAAAAGUCGCCAAAACAUUAUCUCCUUCCUAAACAUUAUCAAGAGAUUGUCAAGUAUUUUGUAUCGAAGGAGAAUACAAGUGAUUUGGCUUUGAUCUUGUUGAAAAGGUUAUUCUCUCCUUCCGAUUGGAAAAUGUAUUAUUUUGAUUAUAAAGAGUGGAAUGAAAAUGUUACAGAGUGUAGGAAAGAUCUGAGAAAGAUGAUUCAAAUGGGAACAUUGCAAUCACUCUUGAGAGGAAAGUAUUUUGUGGAGGAUUUGACUAUAGUUCCUGUUGAACAGGUUGAGGAGGAGACACAAAUUCCUAUUCAUGAGAGAGUGUUCGUGAGAAAGCCAUACGUUCCGAGGAAGAAGGAAGAAGAAAUAGUUGAGGAGGAACCAGAAACUAAAAAGAAAAAGAAGAGGAAGAAUAAGAAGGUUGAUCCAGAGGCUGAAUUUGAAUUGACUGCUGAGGAAUUGGCGCAUGAUGGAACAUUUGAAGGAUUUGAAAUUAUGGGAGAGGAAGACAGACCACCUUUGGAUGAAAUUAUCAUGUUGAACGAAAGAAAUUUGAAAAAGGAUCCUAAAAAGGAUAAAAAGGAUAAAAAGAAGGUCACCAAACCAACAUCUAAAAAACCUGAGGAAGAGGAGGAAGAAGUUUUCUUCUUUGAUGAUGGAAUUCCAGAAAAAGAAAUUCCAGUCACUACAAUUCAUUUGGAUUUUAAUGCCAUCAAGAAGAUUUCAAGCUCUACCGAGCUCAUUGAUUGUGCAGAAUUGGAAUCUGUUGUACAAAUAUCUAAAAAGAUGAAUACAAAGGAAAAUCAAACAACCAAAACAAUAUUCCAAGUAGUUGAAGGAGAUAUUUUGGAAGCAGCAUUGGCCUUGAAGAAAAACUCAAAGGUCAAUCCACUCGUGCUUGUCAGUGCAAGCCAAAAUAUCCCAGGUGGUUUAUAUGAUAAGGGAGGAAAUACACAGGAAGAGGAUAUGUGCCGAAGAACUUCUCUAGCACUUUGCUCUGCUGAUCCAUAUAGAAUAUCAGGUCGUACGUGGUUUUAUCCAUUGCCAGAGUUUGGAGGAAUCUAUGUAAACAAUUGUCUCGUGAUUAGAAAAUCAAAAUAUGAAGGAUAUGCAUUCUUGGAAAAGCCUACCAACAUGUCAAUGUUCUUAUUGAGUCCUAUAAUUAAUCCUCCAACAGAGAAGAAGAAAUUAGUGGCAACAGAAAAUUCUGGAGAUGCAACUUCUGAGCCAGAAUAUGAAUAUUUCCUUCCUGCUAAACUCACAACCACAAUGAAAAAGAAGAUUGCCUCCUAUUUGGAAGUUGCACUCAGUAAGGGACAUGAUGCUUUGGUACUGUCUGAUUUUGGUUGUGUGAAUUCACAUUCUAAUCCUUCCUAUCACAUUGCCUCACUCUUUAAGGAAGUUCUAAUGAGCGACUUGUUUAGAGACAAAUUCAAGCAUGUCUUAUUUGCCAUUACUCUAGACACUGAACCAGACAGCAGAUUGACCAGUAUUAUUGAAGAUGUCGAUGAAAGCUCAACAGUCGUCAGACAGGAAAGUUAUGAAAUUCAAAAGAAGAACAAUCUCACCAUCUUUUCUAAAAUAUUCAACAAUAGUGAAUCUGCACCAACUGUAGAUGAACAUUUCAAAAAGAUCAAAGAAUCAUUAAUCCUCACACAUAAAAAAAUGUCUCACUAUCUCAGGUCAACACCAUUAUUGUUGCCCUCUCUCAACAGCAAACCAUCAACACUAUUAAAACAAUUGGUAGCCAAGGAGGAUUCUGCAACAUUAUAUCUUCAUCCUCCGAAUAUUAUUACCACAACAACAACAGAGAGUGAUGCAUCCGAAACCCUUCUCGAUGUUUACAAAAUUAAACAAAAAUUGGGUGAAGGAUCUUUCGGUCAGGUUUAUCUUGCAAAGAUAAAAUCGACAAAGGAAAGAUUAGCACUCAAGAGAAUUGUGACGAAUUUGAGUGGAGAUGAAACUGAGGAUGAGACCGAAAAGAUUAUUUAUGAAAAUUUGCAGGAGUAUUAUACAUUGCGUGAUUUGAAAGAUCAUCCAGCCAUUGUGAAGGUAAAGGACGUCUUUCUAAUGAAGGACAAAGCAUCACAACAGAUUGGUCAUGUGAGCUAUUCUAUGAAAUUAUAUGAACAUGGAAGUUUAUUCGAAUGGAUUACUAAAAGAAAGGGAAGUAACAAGAAGAUGGAUUUUAGAAUUUUAAAAUCAAUCAUGAUUCAAUUGUGUCUAGUAUUGAAAUUUAUCCAUCAAAAGGGUUUACUUCACAGAGAUAUUAAACCAGCCAAUAUCUUUAUUGAUUACUUGAAGACGGAAAAGACCUUCCUUCCAGAGGAAUAUUUCAAAGAGGAAGAAUCUUCAAUAGUUGUAAUUUUGGGAGAUUUUGGAACUGUUAGAAAGUACAAUGAAGGAUCUAUGGUUCAAACUACAGUUGGAUCCCAAAUGUACAUGUCACCUGAGAUUUUAUAUGGUGAAAAUUAUCAAGUGGAUGCAGAUGUUUGGUCUCUGGGAGCUUCUCUAUUUGAACUUGCUACUUACAAGCCAAAACCAAUAGCAAUGAUGCUCUACAAGAGAGAAGGUCCCACAAUUAAAAAGAAUUUGGAGGAUGCUCUGCUCUUGAAUAAUGAAUAUAUCAAGACAGAACAAGAUUCUAAUGAUUGUUUGGAAUUUAUCAAUUUAAUAAUGGACAUGUUCACUCUGGAAGUUUCUAAAAGACCAACCAUUGAAACCUUGCUCUCCUCUCCAUGUUUAAAACCUCAAUUAGAUAGAGUACUACUAAUCACUUCCCAAUACACCUCCCAAAUGAUUCAGGAAGAGAAUGAGCUAUUAGUGAAAUUGGUAGAAGAUUUGAAAUACAAUGUCACAUCAACUUCCUCUCAAGGAUUGAAAACAUUUAUGAAAAAGAACCUUCUGGCAACCACAAAGGAUAAUGAUGGCAAAAAGAAUAAUCUCUUACUUGUGGCAAGUUGGUGGAGUUCUAACUUGAGAAUAUUCCCGGUAGCUCCACAAAAUGAAAAUUCGCCUUUGGAAAUAUCUAAUGUUCCCUACAUAUUGGAAUUGAAAUCAGAUAUAACCUGUGAACAAAUGAUGCCAGUAAGUGAGAGUGAGGUCAUUCUUGGAUUGCAAUCUGGAGAAAUUGUUAAAAUUAGAAGAGAGGGCUCUCAUUCAUUCAAGGAAAUUUCCAGAUUGAAUGCACACAAGCAUCGAUUGAAAUGCUUUAGACAACUCAAUGAUCAAUAUUUUGCUUCUGGUGCCUAUAACAAAUCGGUAAAAAUUUGGGAUCUCACAAACUUGGAAUGUGUUCAAACAUUUAAACACGAAAGUGGACACGUCUUUGCGUUGGCUAGUACUAACUCAUCAAGGAGUAUACAAGAAACGUCCUUGUUCAGUGUUGGAGCAGAUAUGAGUAUUUAUGAAUGGGAUUUUGAAAAGUGUUUACAAAAGAGAGAAAAAGCUCACUCUGAUGAAAUUUACUCCUGUCUCUACAAUUCAAACAGUUCAAUCCUCUUGACAGGAUCUUUCAAGGAACUAAAAGGAUGGGACAAGAGACAACAUCAACCAAUUAUCAACUUUUCACCUCAUUCAAACUAUAUUAACAAAAUUGUUGAAAUUGAAAAGAGCUAUGACGGACAGGAAUUUAGAGAUGGAAAUCAUUUCAUUACAUGCUCUAAUGAUGGAUUUAUCAAAUUGUGGGAUGUUAGAAAGUUACCAAGCAAUAGCUCCACUUCAUCUACCGACCAAGAAUGCAAGUCGUUCAAAGUCAACCUGGAUGCUAUCAAGACACUCCAUGUUUAUUCCAAUACUAUUUUCUAUGGAACUAAGAGAGGUAGGAUGGGAACACUUGAUUUGAAAACUUUCACAUCUAUCAAAACCUACAAUGCCAUUAAGGGAGUCGUUGGUGUAGUAGAUGUUUCAUCCAUACAAAUGUUGUGA